UUUAUUUUCCCGUGCUUAACGCGUCCGAAACUUGACGCUACCGACCCCUGUUGCUGAUGAUCUUUCCAAAUAAAUUUUAUCGUUUGAUGUAAAUUCUCGUUUAUAACCCUAAAAAUGUACCUCGUGGUGCCAAACAGUUAAACCCUUAUGAAGCACUUGCUUUGCGUCUUCGAAUAAUCAAUUCAUGGAACAAACCUCUGGAAGUGUUACCUCUUAACUUCGGAAAAGAAGCAGUAACAAUGGCUACCUUUUUCUCAAGUUUACUUGUAACCUAUCGCUCAAGAUCGUUUUUCAAUCUGUUUACUAGAUUUGGACUUGCUUUGUCUUUUGUUCCAUGCGUACUUCUUCCUACUGGCGUAGCACAUCACUGUUUUACCCGUUUCGUUUUUAAUCCGAUUCUUGUUGGACCCUCUAAUUCAAUGUUGUAUCCUGAUUGCAGUAUUUGCUUACAAAUACGUGAAGCUCUAAUAAUGAAUACGUGUGGAUUGGUCCUACCCUUAGGCUUUGGCUUUCUUUCUUCCGCAGCUUCUGCACUUAUGACACGAUCUUACCCUGUACCUGAUCUGCUUGAUGCCAAACGUAUGUGGAGAAUGUUCAAGCUCUAUAGUACCUCGUUUCGAACCGUUGGCUCGUGUUUGUUUUUGGGUCAGACAAUAUUUGGAACAGCAUUGGUAUAUGCUAUGAUCGACAGUAAUCAACGUGUGCUCAGGCAGCAGAAGUUCAGUCCUAGUAGUGAAGGAUUCAUCGCAGACUAAAUCGAACUUUAGUGCUUGUUGUAAAUUGGUUACACUUAAACUAAUAUAGACUUACUUUACUGCACUAAUCUUCUUAACUCUUAAUUAUAUUUGAAAAAG
This is a messenger RNA of Schistosoma rodhaini, 854 nucleotides long. The record is from the annotation of a GenBank genome assembly. NCBI's taxonomy places the organism in Eukaryota, Metazoa, Platyhelminthes, Trematoda, Strigeidida, Schistosomatidae.